Molecule: messenger RNA, 5794 nt
Organism: Calypte anna (Anna's hummingbird)
Lineage: Eukaryota; Metazoa; Chordata; Aves; Apodiformes; Trochilidae
Gene: SHROOM4
Product: shroom family member 4
Exons: 11
Coding region: 16-4452 (1478 amino acids)
Biological process (GO): actin filament organization
Cellular component (GO): adherens junction; apical junction complex; cortical actin cytoskeleton
Molecular function (GO): actin filament binding
Source: RefSeq, a predicted model, not a curated record
GGGGCGGUAGUGGCCAUGGAGCGGGCCGACGGCCGGCCCUGCGCCCCCCAGUACGUGCAUGUGCAGCUGCAGGGGGGCGCACCCUGGGGCUUCACGCUGCGCGGAGGGCUGGAGCACGGCGAGCCCCUCAUCGUCUCCAAGGUGGAGGACGGGGGCAAGGCUGCACUGUCUCGCCGGCUGCAGCCGGGUGAUGAGCUGGUGAACAUCAGCGGGACACCGCUGUACGGGUCCCGCCAGGAGGCCCUUAUCCUCAUCAAGGGCUCCUACCGCACCCUGAAGAUGAUCGUCCGCAGGUGGCCGCUCCUCUCCCUUCCUGCCUGCCUGCCUGCUGCCUGCCUGGGAAAGGAAACAGAGGCAGGGCCAGGUCCUGCAGUCCCCGUCCCCCCCGACCCACAUCCACUCCCUGGCUGCAUCCUGACUGGGCUCCAGCUCUGGAUAAAACCCAGGGCUGGGGUGGUGCAGGGCUCUGCCCAUGGGGCAGGGCUGCCACAGUGCUGUGCCGGGGCUCAACAUCAUCCAUGGAGGAGUGUGCCCGUCCUCCGGCCCCAUUCCUGGCACGUGGCCAAGCUCACCGAAAACCGGCCCGACGUCCCCUCUAUGCACUGCCCCGCCGAUGCCUUCAGCCUCUCCUGGCCCUCGGGGUGUGAUGCCAGUGAGCUGUCCCUGCAGUGGAACCCGCUGUCCCGGCACUGCAGCACUGAUCGGAGCAGCUCCAUCGGGAGCAUGGAGAGCCUGGACCAGCCUGGCCAGGCCUACUAUGAAGGGGACCCCUCACCCGUUGACCAGGGCAUGUAUCACAGAAAGCGAGACUCGGCGUACAGCUCCUUCUCUGCCAGCUCCAUCGCCUCUGACUGCGCCCUCUCCCUCCGCCCUGAGGAGGCUGCCUCUAUUGACCCUGGUCUCCAAGGGCCCAGCAAGCCCCCAGAUGGGCGCUACCUGACCACAGGGGCUGAGCCACCCUUCAGCCGGCAUCCUGAGGUCUGGAGGGCUUCCGUGCCUCCCCAGCCCCCUGUCAGGAGGGACAGCCUGCGGGCAGCUAGUGGAGGGGACAGGCGCCGGGCAUUGGUGUCCACGGACAUGCUGCAUGCCAAGGGCCGGUGGAUCUCUGACACCUUCCUCUGCCAGAGAGAUGGGGAGGUAGAGGCAGCAGGUGGGAGGACGCCGGCAUCAUACCCCACCAAGGACUGUCUCUCUACUGAUCAGUAUUACAUGCUGAGCUCCCACCAGGACCGGUGCCCAUCCAAGCCACUCCUGGGGGAGAGCUUGAAGCCUGGUGACCGGCUGUACCCAGAUGGCAGUGUGCACCGAGUGCCUGAUGCUGGGGUGGUGGGUGACAACCCGCUGCUUUCACCCCUCAAGGGCCACACGCUGCAUCGGCACAGUGCUCCUGAGCAGCUGCUGGCCUCCCAGAUCCGCUCCCUCCAGAUGAGUGCUGACAGUGAGCAAGCCUCUCCAGCCCCUGAUGGGCCUUGUUGGACCCUUUCCCCUCUGCACCCUGAGGACAGCCGACUGGAGUCUGCAGGGGCCACCCAGGAGGCUCCGCUCUGCCCGGAGCCGUGCCGUCGCCUGCCACCCUGCCACUGCUGCCCGGAGCCCCAGCCGGCUGGUGGGCAGGAUGGGCAGAGUUCCAGCCUGACGCAUGGCACAGAGGGGCUAGCGGAGGAGGAGAGCCGGGUGGGGGUCCGGCGAGCUGGGGGUCCUCCUCACCGUUCGGCUCAGAUGCGCCGCCGCAGUGACCGCUUUGCCACAAGCCUGCGCAACGAGAUCCAGCGGCGCAAGGCUCAGCUGCAGAAGAGCCGGGGGCCGGGUGCCCCGCUGCCGGGUGAGGAGCCGGUGGAGGAGGCAGAUGAGCCCCCUGAGGCCAGCGUGCCAGUGGAGGGACCCUGUGCCCCAACUGAGCGCCUCAGCCCUGCACUGAGUGAGGACAGCAGGAGCCCCGGCCACUCGGGGGACCGGGGCAUCCCCACCCCUGACCCGCUGCCUGUCCCCAAAGGGCCCUCAUCCCCUGAGAGGGCGGUGCCAACCGGCCGGGGCUGCUGGCACUGGUCCCCAGAGCACAAGAUGCAGCGGCAGUGCUCACCCAGCCCUGGCAAGCUGCAGGGCUACAGCCAGGGGCCAGCAGCCCCCAGCUCCCCGUCACAGGGCAGCGAGGAGGCCGUCCUCCUGCCCUUCGCUGACCGCCGUCGCUUCUUCGAGGAGAGCAGCCGGCCAGCACCACCCCAGCACAGCAAGCCUCCGGCAGGUGAUCCUGGUGCCUUCCAACCCCCUGGUCCCCAGCGCCGGGAUGCCCGCCACCUCUCCGUGGACCAGCCCUAUGGCUCUCCCUCACCUGGCCGCCCUGGCUCUGCCAGCCCCUACACAGAAUGCUGCCGGGAGCAGCCCCCCUGCUACAAGCCACCGGGGAGGCCAGGGGAGAUGGAGUACCGGCGGGGCUUCUCCUACCCCUAUAGGGGUCCCCUGCACUCUGAAUCCUGCCACUACUGUGGAGGGGAUGUGUGCCUCCCGCUGCUUCCCCGCAGCCAUGCCUGCCAUUGCCACCCCCAGCCCUGGGCACGCUGCCCUGACUGCUGCUGCCCGGCCCCCUGCCCUGGCCGGGAGGAGAGCGACACCUGGGGCCCCCGGAGAGCUUUUGCCACGGAAUUUCCUCCAGAUGAGUGGGAACCUCCAGCAAUAACCAGGAAAGCCAGCCAGUCCAUCAGCGAGCUCUCCCACUACCAAAUGGGCUUCUCAAGGCUUGGCCCCUUCCGCCCCUGCUUUGAGAGUGCCAAGACAGAGUGGCCUCCCUGCUACCGGGCCACAUCCACACAUGACCUCUCAUGGGAUGGUGACCGCCUGGCCCGCUCUCCAGAGAGUCCCCUGGAACCCCUGCACCGCCCACUGCGGGGCAGAGCCUUCUCUGAGAGCCACCUGAACCUGGAGCCUGCCAGUCCUCAGGCCCGUGACCAGAGGGACCUUCUCUGUGCCAAGCUAGACCCUCCUGGCAUCCCAAAAAAGAAGGGCCCUCCACCCCCCCGCCCACCUCCCCCAAACUGGGAGAAGUACAGGCAGCGCCAGAUGUCCCAGCGCCUGUCAGAAGGUCCUGGCCAUGGCUCUGCCUUCGCUGCCACGCCGGUGCCAAGCCGCAGCAUUGUUGAUGUUGUGCUUGAGCGGUCUCGGAGCCUCACCAGGGAUCAGGGGAGCCGGUCCAGGGGUCAUGCCGCGUGGACUCCCACCCUGCCGGAUGCCUGGCCCCGACCUGAGCCUGCUGCAUCGCUCUGCAGGAUGCCUGAGCUCGAUGCUGGCAGUGCCGAGAUUUCCAGGGCAGCAGUGGCUGGGAAGGAGCAGCUGAAGGCAAAGCACACCUGGGAGACGGAGGAGCAGUCCCAAAGGCUUGUCCAGAACCAGAAGAGAGGCCGGGCUGGCCUGCGCAGGGUGAGUGAACGCUCCCUUCCCCUGCGUGGUGUCCCCAGUUCCACCAUCCUGGAGUCACCCAAGCCCAGCUCUGGAGCAGUGGAGGAUGCGAGCUGCCCGGCGCCCCAGCCCCAGCCUCGCUGUGUGGACUCGGAGGAGCUGCUGUGGGAUGUGACAGGCAGGGACCGCUCUCUGGCCACCAUCCUGGACCCCUCGGCCCCCCUCAGCACCACUAGUGCAGUGAUGGGCGAGCUGCUGGUGGCAGGGGAGAGGCAGGCCUGGCAGGAACGUUUUCACCACGACUGGCGCCUGGAGGUCCUGGCACAGGACAGGCAGGGCUUUGAGCCCAUCUCACCACCCCCCUCCAGCACUGCCAGCUCCACCUCCUACCCGGUGUAUUGCGGUGCAGCAGGAGGCAAAGCUGAGCUGCUCAGCAAGGUGAAGGAGCUGCCAGAGGUGGUGGAGGGGAGCUCGGAGGAUGAUGAUGAGGAGAUGGACAGUGAGCUGCUGGAAAAGAAGCUGCAGCUGAUCGAGAGCCUGAGCCGCAAACUGGCCGUUCUGCGGGAGGCACAGCGGGGGCUGCAGGAGGACAUCAACGCCAACGGGGUGUUGGGUGAGGACGUGGCUGCCCGCCUGCAAGCCCUCUGCACACCAGGGGAGUUCGACAAAUACCGCCUCUUCGUGGGUGACCUGGACAAAGUGGUCAACCUCCUGCUCUCCCUCUCUGGACGCCUGGCCCGGGUGGAGGCUGCCCUGAACAGCCUGGGGCCACACGCCCCUGCCGAGGACAAGGUGGCCCUGCGGGAGAAGCAGCGACUGCUGGUGGCACAGCUGGAGGACGCCAAGGAGCUGAAGGAGCACGUGGGACGGCGGGAAGAGGCGGUGGGUGCCAUGGUGGCACGGUACCUACCUGCCGAGCACCUCCAGGACUACCAGCACUUUGUCAAGAUGAAAUCGGCCCUCAUUGCUGAGCAGCGGGAGCUGGAGGAGAAGAUCAAACUGGGCCAGGAGCAGCUCCGCUGCUUGCAUGAGAGCCUUGGCCAGGCCCCCAAGGGCUGCUAGCCCCCUCCCAGCCUCUCUCCGGGACCCUGGCCGUGGCCCCAGCAUGCUGCCAAAGUGGACCCGGCCCCCCAGGGGCUCUGUCUGAAUCCGUCCGUCUGUCUUGCCCCUGCCUUUUAUUUAUUUUUCCAGUUUACCAAGCAGAGGAGGGGGUGCCUGUCCUGGUGCUGGCAGGGGAGGUCAUGCAACAGAGCUGCCUCAGGCUCUGCAGCCACACAGCACCCUGUGGCCCAGCAAGGACCAGAGCCUGCCACCUCUGCCCCGGGUCUUUCUGUGCCCACAGGGGUCCCUCCACCUGGUCUGGAUCGCCAGUGCCUGUCCCACAGCUGGUGCUGCCCAUGUGCCUUAAACAUCCUCCCAGCUGGCCUGAGACAUCCCCACGCAGCACCUGGAAGGGUUAAACCAUCCUCACUCUCCAUCAUGUCUGUUUGUCCAGCUCAGUCCAUCUGUCCGGUGGGAGCUGGAGGAAUUUAGGCCCGGCAUCCUCUUCCUCUCCAUUGUGUCCGAAACAAUGGCCCUGGCCAGUGGAUUCUUAACCCAUUCCCCACCUCCCCCAGGCGUCACAGGGGGACAAGGUUGGUGCUGUGCACCCCUCUCCCAGGGGACACUGUGGUGAGUGUCCCCAAGAUGGUGUCUUGCAAGGGAAUGGGGUGCUAGGAGUGGUAGACUGGGGUCUGUGGGUAGUCCCUGCCACCACUACUGUGGAUGUGGGGAUCCAGCAUCCUCUAGCCCUCACUUCCAGCCUCUGCCCCCAGCACUUGGAGGGAUUAACAGAGGAAAAAACACACUGAAGAGGAAACGGGGUACCUGUCCCCUUCCUCUCUGCCACAGCAGCCCCAGGUAGCACUUAGACCUUACCUUGGGUCACCCUGCAGCCCUGCACUAUUCAUCUGCCCCCAAGGGACAGGCAGGUGCCUUGAUGUUGAUUUUGCACGGGGGUUUCAUGCAACCAGCAGCAGCUUGGGAGGGGGUCAAAGAGUUUUGGGAAGGCAGGAUGGGCCCCAGCCCCUUUUGGGGCUGGCCACGGCUGAACAUCACACCCACAGGCUGCAAGUGGCACCCGAGCCACCACAGCAUUCCCUCUGAGUUACUGCUCCCCCUCUGUGCCCGUCCCCCCCCCCCUCCCCCGACCACUGAACACUAGAUCCCACAUCUGGGAUGCUGCCUGGCAGGAGCAGGGUCCCCUUCAUUGUCCCCCACCCCCAAGGGACACUAUUAGGACCAAAGACUCUACCCUCUGGGGGCAUGGGAGCUGUGAUUCUCCCCGGGGGGGUGACAGCCAUCCGUGCCUUGUGCCGUUCUGCCUCUCUUACACUAAAGGAGCAGAAGCAGCUGCGCAGCUGUC